AUGCCAUUGGCAAAACCAGAAGACUCUUUCCAACAAGCAACUCAGGCAGUGGACUUAUGGCAUCUUGGGAAGGGGGAGACCGUAUCACAGGAGAGCGUUGAUGUCAACCCGAAUUCUAGUUCCUGGAAACACCCUCCUCUAGGGUGGGUCAAGGCAAAUUGGGACGCAGGAGUCAAUCAUCAAAUAGGCUGUGUGGACCUCGGGGUUGUUAUUCGGGAUCACCAGGGCAGAAUGUGGGUGGCGAAGAGUGUGACCAGACGGGGAUUUUUGGAACCAACAGCAGCAGAAUUUUUAGCUGCUUCUAUGGCGACUCGGCUGUGUACUGAGAUGGGAUUCAUGCGGGUCCAGAUGGAGGGAGAUGCAAAGGUAGUUGUGGAUAGUGUAAAUUCUAAGCUGCCGGAUGAGAGUGCGAAUGGACAUCUUACGGACGACCUGCAUGUAGCUCUCAGUUCGAUCUCGUUGUGGGAGCUGGGACAUAUAGGGAGAGCAGGUAAUCACGUGGCCUACGAACUAGCACGCAUGGCUUUGCAAACCGAGAUGGACAAGGUGUGGCUUUAUGACCCCCCUGAUUGUAUACGUGAGAUCCUACAUGCAGAGGCUUUAGCCCUGCAGUGA
Molecule: messenger RNA, 615 nt
Organism: Corylus avellana
Lineage: Eukaryota; Viridiplantae; Streptophyta; Magnoliopsida; Fagales; Betulaceae
Source: RefSeq, a predicted model, not a curated record